This is a messenger RNA of Momordica charantia (bitter melon), 1682 nucleotides long. Its product is annotated as putative fructokinase-6, chloroplastic. Gene Ontology annotation, cellular component: cytosol; chloroplast stroma. Gene Ontology annotation, biological process: fructose metabolic process. Lineage: Eukaryota; Viridiplantae; Streptophyta; Magnoliopsida; Cucurbitales; Cucurbitaceae. Gene Ontology annotation, molecular function: fructokinase activity. The record is from RefSeq and is a predicted model, not a curated record.
UGGCACUUGGCAAACGAUAAACUACGCGAAUUUCCCCAUCGCUUUUUCCGCUAAACACUCCCACUUUUCCAACGCCAUUGCCUCUCUGCAACUCCUUCUUCCUCACUCUGAAGCUCAUUUUCACCAAUUCUUCAGUUUUCCCACUGACCCAUUUCGUGUCCAGCUUCUUCUGGACCCCCCAAUUGCUCUCUUGAACCCCUUAACCGGGAAUUAUUGCGUUUGAAGUUUCACUGAUUCAGUGUUUUACUUCUUAGUGUUAGUUCUCACGGUGGGUCGAGGUUGUUUUGGUCUGGUUUGGGUCGAUGAUGGCCCUUCAUUCAGCAGCAUUCUGCUUCCAUGGCGUUCCUAAUGUUACUCAUGAAUUGUUCACAAACAGGCAAUGGGCGGUGAAAUCGUCAUUUGGGUCUUUGAGAACUCGUGUAGUUUCAGAAUCUCGGUUGAGGGUGCAAGUGAAAGCGUUUUCUGGAGAUGGUGUUUUUGCGGAGUCAAAUGAUUCAUCUCUUGUAGUUUGUUUUGGAGAAAUGUUGAUUGAUUUUGUCCCUACUACUAGUGGACUAUCUUUAGCUGAGGCACCUGCAUUCAAAAAGGCUCCAGGUGGUGCUCCUGCUAAUGUUGCUGUUGGCAUAUCUCGUCUUGGUGGCUCAUCUGCUUUUAUAGGCAAGGUUGGUGCAGAUGAAUUUGGUUACAUGCUUGCUGAUAUAUUGAAGGAAAACAAUGUGAGAAAUGAAGGGAUGCUGUUUGAUCCUGGGGCACGAACGGCUUUAGCAUUUGUUACUCUGCGAAAUGAUGGGGAACGCGAGUUCAUGUUUUACCGCAACCCUAGUGCUGACAUGUUACUUCAAGAAUCUGAACUCAAUUAUGAUUUGAUCAGGAAGGCGAAGAUCUUUCAUUAUGGUUCUAUAAGUCUUAUUACUGAACCAUGCAAGUCGGCUCACAUUGCUGCAGCAAAAGCUGCAAAAGAUGCUGGUGCAGUUCUUUCCUAUGAUCCUAACCUGAGGCUUCCACUGUGGCCUUCUGCAGACAGUGCCAUAGAAGGAAUUCUAAGCAUAUGGGAUAUCGCAGAUAUUAUUAAGAUAAGUGAAGAAGAGAUUAAAUUUCUGACAAGAGGAGAAGAUCCAUUUGAUGAUGCUGUUGUUCGUAAACUGUUUCAUCCAAAUCUUAAAUUACUUCUGGUCACUGAAGGUCCUGGUGGUUGUAGAUAUUAUACCAAGGAAUUCAGUGGAAGAGUGAAGGGUCUAAAGGUGGAUGCAGUUGACACCACUGGUGCAGGGGAUGCCUUUGUUGCUGGCAUAUUAUCACAGCUAGCCACCGACCUCUCUUUGCUUCAGAAAGAGGACAAAUUGAGAGAUGCUCUUCUGUUUGCCAAUGCUUGUGGUGCAUUGACUGUCAUGGAGAGAGGGGCCAUCCCUGCUUUGCCAAACAAAGAAGCUGUACUUAAUGCAAUCUUCAAAACUGUGUCCUAAGUCCCUGUUUCUCUCUCUAGGAUCUGUAUGUAUAAUACCCAAGACCUAAUUUCCACAAAUUUUGGGCAGAUUUUGUAAUUUCUCUCAAUUAGGUUUAGCUGUUUGUGAAGUUGGGUUGUUGGUUCUGUUGUUUGGAUCUUCCAUUGUAUUUGAAAUGAUUAUGUCUCAUUCAUUUAUGGUAAUGAAACAACAUCAAUAAUAUGGCUUCUAUUGCUGUAA